AUUGGUUGUGACAUCUGCCCUAUUAGUCAAUUAUCAUUUUGAAGUUAGAUUUGGAAAUAGAUUCUUAUGAAAUCAAAGUAAAAUACUAUAAAACUAAACACAUCAUAAAAGACUAACAAAUUAUAGCUGAUUUUAUCAACGAUGGAGGUUCAUAUCUUGCUAUUAUUCGUCUCAUUAACUCUAAUCAUAACCCGGUUCUUUCAAAAGCGCAAAAAGAACAAACCGCCCGGUCCAACCGGUUUACCCAUAAUUGGAAACCUCCACCAAUUAGGCCCAAAACCUCACUCUUCCCUCUCUUCCCUCGCCAAAACCUAUGGCCCCAUCAUGUCCCUCCGUUUCGGCUCCGUCACCGUCGCCGUCGUCUCUUCCCCUACAACCGCCCAACAAAUCCUCCAAAAAAACGAUCAAUCCUUCACCGACCGUCCCAUCCCUGAAUCAGUCGCCGCUCAGCCAAACGUCAACGACACCCUCGCUUGGGCCCCAGCCGACUCACGGUGGCGCAACCGUCGCCGGAUAUGCACCACUCAAAUAUUCACCGCACAACGCCUCGACCUCCUCCAACACCUCCGUCACCGGAAAGUUCAACAACUAAUCCAACACCUUCACAAAAAAGCCGAGGAGAGAACAAGCGUAAACAUAGGCGAAGUCGCUUUCGCCACGAUGCUGAACUUAGUUUCCAACACGGUGUUCUCUGAGGACAUGGUUGACUCUGAAUUCGAAAGUGCCGGUGAGUUUAAAGAACUUGUGUGGAGGAUCAUGGAAGAUGCCGGGAAAGUGAAUGUUUGUGAUUAUUUUCCGGUGUUGAAGAGAUUUGAUUUGCAGGGUGUGAAGAUACACGUGAAGGUUUCUUAUUUGAGAUUGCAUGAGAUUUUUGAUCGUAUGAUUCGGAAACGUGUUGAAGAUAGAAAGAGUUCGCGUAGUGGUGGAUCUAUUAAAAAUGAUUUUUUGGAUGUUUUGCUUGAUGAUUGUGAAAAAGAUGAAGCCUCUGUUUUCAGUGUUCAAAGUAUCAAGCCUUUGAUUCUGGAUUUAUUUAUUGCUGGAAGUGACACUUCUGGAUCAACAAUAGAAUGGGCAAUGGCAGAACUUCUCCACAAUCCAGAAAUAAUGGAAAAGGCAAGAAAUGAAUUGAUUCAAGUAAUUGGUGACAAAUCCAACCAAGUCAAAGAAUCAGACAUUCCAACACUUCCUUACAUCCAAUCAAUAGUCAAAGAAACACUUAGACUCCAUCCACCUGUACCACUUCUCUUACCUUACAUUGCAGGAAAUGAUGUUGAAAUCAAUGGUUACACAAUUCACAAAGGAACCCAAGUUUUGAUUAAUGUAUGGUCUAUUGGAAGAAACCCUGAGUUUUGGGAUGACCCUUUGUUGUUUCAACCUGAAAGGUUUCUUAAUUCCAAUGUUGAUUUUAAAGGAAGGGAUUUUGAGUAUUUGCCUUUUGGUGGUGGAAGGAGAAUUUGUCCUGGUCUUCCACUUGCUAAUAGAAUGAUUGUUUUAAUGUUGGCUUCUUUGUUGCAUUCUUUUGAAUGGGAGCUUCCAAAAGGUGUUAAUCAUGAAAUGCUUGAGCAAUAUGGAAUUACAUUGAAGAAGCUUACUCCUCUUUUUGCUGUUCCAAUUUCAGUUGUAUGAAAAUAUAUAUACAUGCAGGUAUAGAGUUGUGUUGGGAAUAAGGCACUUAAGAAUGCCAAUGGUUUGAUCUUAUUAUCUUCUUUAAGACACUAAAUACUAAGUGUAGACACCUCUUCCAAUUAGAAGAAUGCCUUUAAUGUUAUUUUGUUGUGUCCAAUUGUAAAUGGUUAAGUUAUACAUCAAUUAUAAAAAAACUAAAUAUCGAUUAUAUAA
Cicer arietinum (chickpea) is the source of this 1839-nucleotide messenger RNA. RefSeq names its product geraniol 8-hydroxylase-like. Lineage: Eukaryota; Viridiplantae; Streptophyta; Magnoliopsida; Fabales; Fabaceae. Gene Ontology annotation, molecular function: iron ion binding; heme binding; monooxygenase activity. The record is from RefSeq and is a predicted model, not a curated record.